Messenger RNA from Labrus mixtus (cuckoo wrasse), 2208 nucleotides. It is a transcript of the gene hacd1, whose product is annotated as 3-hydroxyacyl-CoA dehydratase 1. The transcript has 7 exons. Gene Ontology annotation, biological process: fatty acid elongation; sphingolipid biosynthetic process; very long-chain fatty acid biosynthetic process. Lineage: Eukaryota; Metazoa; Chordata; Actinopteri; Labriformes; Labridae. Bases 147 to 875 code for a protein of 242 amino acids. The record is from RefSeq and is a predicted model, not a curated record. Gene Ontology annotation, molecular function: 3-hydroxyacyl-CoA dehydratase activity. Gene Ontology annotation, cellular component: endoplasmic reticulum membrane.
AGGCCACGCACUUGUCGCAGCCACUAGUCCCGCGAGAGAGGGGGAACCGGGGGCGGUUAGAUGGAUGGAUGACCCUGCUGCUUCCCCUCCCUAACAGCCCCAGCUGUCAACUCCUUUCCUGACUUCCCCACCCUGCCCCCGGUACCAUGGCGUCCAGCGAGGAGGACGGCACGGUUGAGGAGAAGGAAACCAACAACAAGAAGAGAACCAAGAGCGCCCUCGCCACCGCAUGGCUCACUUUCUACAACAUCGCCAUGACCGCAGGGUGGAUGGUUUUGGCCAUGGCGAUGAUGCGCUUCUACAUCCAGAAAGGCACACACAAAGGUCUGUACAGAAGUAUAGCAAGGACACUCAAGUUUUUCCAGACCGUUGCAUUAGUUGAGGUGGGACAUUGUGCCAUCGGAAUCGUGAGGACUUCUGUGAUUGUAACCGGGGUUCAAGUGUGUUCAAGGAUUUUCAUGGUUUGGUUCGUCACCAACAGCAUCAGACCGAUCCAGAACGAAGAGAGCGUAAUCCUAUUCCUGGUCGUGUGGACGAUGACAGAGAUUACCAGAUAUUCCUACUACACAUUCAACCUGCUCAACCACCUGCCGUACUUCAUCAAAUGGGCCAGGUACAACCUCUUCAUCGUCUUGUACCCUGUGGGAGUCGUUGGAGAACUGCUGACCAUUUAUGCUGCUCUGCCGUUCGUACGCAGAUCUGGAAUGUACUCCACGAGGCUCCCCAACAUAUAUAAUGUCUCCUUCGACUACUACUACUGCCUCAUCAUUGUCAUGUUGUCCUACAUCCCACUGUUUCCUCAGCUCUACUUCCACAUGCUGCGGCAGAGGAGAAGGGUGCUUCAUGGGGAGGUCAUCGUGGAGAAGGAUGACUAGAAAAAGCCGCCACAUCAUGCCUUCCUUUGAGCCAGCCUGCCUCAGAAUCACCCCUCAACUCCCCCCCCCCCCCCUCCCCCUCCCCCUCCACAUCAUCUCCUCCUUGGUCCUUAGCACCAUCAGCUUUUACAUUCUUUACUGCACUGGACCGGAAAACGCCGUGCAGAUGAAAACCUGUCUGACAAGAGCUGUAUCACUUGUGAUAACAUGGAAGAAAGGCGUUCAUCAGUACUGUGAGAAAAAAAAAAUACAUACAUGUAGGAUUGAUUCCUAUCUGGGCGGUAAUAUUGGAGACAUGUUUACAGUCCCAUUGUUGCUGUGGAGCUUGAAACAGAAGCUCGACAUUGUGUCUCAGUUCAGAGACCCUGUGUCUUUAUUUUUUUUCACCCAACAAGCUUAACGCACCUUGUUGCUGCUCACACCUGUCUGAGGGAGAAUAAGGCAAAUGAGAGGCUUCCUGGGAAAUGUAACAUGGGAAGGAAGAUUGUAAGUUGUGUCUCUGUAAGUGUCCCCACUUUACCCCCCCCAAAUUAACACAAUUGGCAUUAUUAUUAUAAUAUGUGAAGAGUAUUCCACCACAGUGAUUUUACACAGUGCAAUUGUAAAAAAAAAAAAAAAAACAUGGUUUCAUAAGAUCAAAUAUUCAUAGUCUAGUAUCAUAGCUCAACAAUAAAUCUACAUUUAGACAUUAUGCUGCUUCUUUUGUGUAUGUUUGUUUUACCUUCUGUGUAAAUGAUGCAAUGUGAAAUGAGCGGCUAAAUCAAUUACUUAAAGAUAAUUUAUUCACAUACUGUCGAGCAAGCACAGCUCAAACUUAACUCUGUUGUCUGCUCGGCUCAUCUGCAUUCUUCUAUGUUGCUUUGAUGUUUACUGUGUCAAAUUAAUUUACAAGAGUGCAUCUUACACUAAAUUGAGUUCAAAACUAGCAGGUUUUUCUCUGUAGAAAAUUCAGAUUUUCUUUUUUUAAGCGCUCAUCCUUCAGCCUGUUUUGUCUGUUUUUUAACAUAAAGACUGUCAUGUCCAUGUUGAUUUAAAAACAAAAAAAAGUUGUUAGUCCCCCCCCACUAAAGGUGCUAUUGUGAGAUCUUUUCAAUCUUCUGUGCAGCUGAAGCAGUGACUGACUUUCCUAAAGUCGGAAAACAGGAUGUGAAAUGAUUGAGAGGAAAGGUUAAGGUUAACGGACUGCAUAUCCCAUGGUUAGCAAAGAAAAUCUACAUUUCUUAUAAUCUGUGUUAGAGGAGAGAGAACUCAAGUUAUUGUUAAAUCAAGAACAAAACAAUUGAAAUGUGAAAAUACCUGUUUGUGAAAAAUCAAUAAACUAAAUUGUACAAUC